UCCGGUCGCUGCUGAUGAAGCUUCCAGAGUCACACCACAAGUAGUAGCCUGUAUGACAGGGCUCCUACAUAUAGAUAAAACAUAGUCACAGGGCUGACACAGAGCUCAAGAACCAAAGCUGCGAAGGCUUCCAAACUUUUCAUCCUUCCCGUUUGGCUUGGUGAUCCUGCCGUCUUCGUGUCAAUCCCCUGGUCCCUGUCAAGACGCCGAGAUGUACCUGGUGAAGGACAUUAGCGGCGCCAUCGGCCUGAUGGUGGUGGCGCUGGUGCUCCUGGGCACCUGGCCGGUGGUCCUGGCCGUGCUGGAACGCCGAGGCCGGCAGCCGCAGCACACCUUCCUGGACUUCUCCGUCACCAACUUCCUCGCCGCCGUGCUCAUCGCCCUCACCUUCGGCCAGAUCGGCCCCGACACGCCGGCGACGCCCAACUUCCUCACCCAGCUCACUCACUUUCAGAAUAACUGGCCUUCAGUCUUGUUCGCGACGGCCGGCGGCGUCACCCUCAGCCUCGGCACGUUGGCCACGCAGUACGGCUGGGCGUUCGUGGGUCUGUCGGUCACCGAGGUCAUGGCGUCGAGCCUCAAGGUUGUCAUAGGGACAACUCUGAACUACUUUCUCGACGGUCGGAUCAAUAAGGCCGAGAUCCUGUUCCCCGGUGUCGGGUGCUUUCUGAUCGCGGCGAUCCUCGGGUCACUCGUCCACUCCUCCAAUGCUGCCGACAACCAGGAGAAGCUGGCAAAGUCCCUGGCCAAUUACAGCAAAAACACUAGGAACAGUACAUAUGAGGAUCUCACGGAACAAUUCCUUGAGAAAGAGGGACCAAAGGACCUUGAAGAAGCAAAGGUGGAUGCACCAGAGGAUACACACAAACUGGAGAACGUAGAGGCCGGAACUGCAGAGUUCCUGGUUCAUCUCGAGGAGAAGAGGUCAAUCAAAGUGCUGGGCUCCCACACGCUACUGGGCCUCGGCAUCGUCGUCUUCGCGGGCGUCUUCUACGCCCUCUUCACGCCGGCGUUCAACCUGGCCACCAACGACCAGUGGCACACGCUCCCCGCCGGCGUGCCGCACCUGGUGGUGUACACGGCCUUCUUCUACUUCUCGCUCGCCUGCUUCGCCGUCAGCGUGGGCCUCAACGUGUGGUUCCUCUACCGCCCCAUGGUCGGCGUGCCGAGGUCCACGGUGGCGGCGUACCUCCGCGACGGCGAGGGCAGGUGGCUGGCGCUGCUGGCCGGGCUGGUGUGCGGGCUCGGGAACGCCUUCACGUUCAUGGCCGGGCAGGCGGCGGACUCCGUGCAGGCGCUGCCGCUGGUGAGCACGUUCUGGGGCGUGGUGCUGUUCGGCGAGUACCGGCGGUCGUCGCGGCGGACGUACACGCUGCUGGCGAGCAUGCUGCUCAUGUUCGCCGUCGCCAUGGUCGUGCUCAUGGCCUCCUCCAACCACCGGAGGCCGCCGCUCUGACCACCGCAAUCGCCUGUCGGAUGGAAGAUUCAGAUGCUCUGUUCAUGUACGAUGUAGGCUGCUCUGCUUCUGUGAAAGCUUGGUCAUCGAUAAACUGGGAAUGGAUGGAUGAUGGAGAAUGAAUGGGGAUGGUGGUGGGGCCCAACACCACGGUUGAGUAAGGAGCUGACGUGGAGUUAAAUGGCUAGUGCCACCACCAUGUCAAUGAAGUGUUUUUUUUAGGAAACAGGAGGGGAGUGAUCCCUACUGGUUAUAUAUUAAGUAAAUAAUAUAGUUGUGAAA
Messenger RNA from Panicum virgatum (switchgrass), 1738 nucleotides. Its product is annotated as ureide permease 4-like. Gene Ontology annotation, cellular component: membrane. Gene Ontology annotation, molecular function: allantoin:proton symporter activity; uracil:monoatomic cation symporter activity. The transcript is spliced from 7 exons. Bases 212 to 1456 code for a protein of 414 amino acids. Gene Ontology annotation, biological process: nitrogen compound transport. NCBI's taxonomy places the organism in Eukaryota, Viridiplantae, Streptophyta, Magnoliopsida, Poales, Poaceae. The record is from RefSeq and is a predicted model, not a curated record.